AUGAUACGGGACAGACUGGUCUGUGGCAUCGGAGAUGACCGCAUUCAGCGCCGACUGUUGUCCGAACCAGAUUUGAGCUUUGACAAGGCGUUGAAGUUAGCUCAGGCGAUUGAAACAGCCAGCAAAGAUGUAAAAGACUUACAAUCUUUGGAUUUUUCAGCAUCACAUGGGAGGACGCCGCAAGUGGUGCAUAAAAUUUCAUCAAAACAGACCCCAAGUCGGCAGCAGCUCCAGCAUAAAGGUUGCUACAGAUGUGGAGGUGAGCACCAUGCAGCGGGUGAAUGUAGGUUUAUUAAAGAAACCUGUCACAAAUGUGGAAAAAUUGGCCACAUUAAGAAAGUAUGUAGGUCCAAAGGCCCAGCUGGUCAGUCGAAGACUAGAGGGGGUGGUGGGCAGACAAGUAGACAGGGGAGAACACAGGGAGCCCAUUACGUCAGCCAGAGGGAGGACGACAAAGAGAGCAUGGAUGCAGAGGAAGUCAUGUUCACAUUGUACAAAAUAGAUGAACUUGACGUACCAGCGGUAGCUCCAUUCAUAGAGACACUAACAGUUAAUGAGACGGACGCUCAGUUCGAAGUGGACUCAGGAUGCGGAGUAACAGUAAUGAACCACUCCGUAUUCAAUACCUUGAGGGGGAAAGAGGCACCAAAGCUACACCCAUGUAAAGUGCAACUCAAAACCUACACUGGUCAUAGAAUAAAAGUUGUGGGAGCAGCACUAGUUAAGGUGCAUCAUAAGGGACGAGUGCAUGACUUACCGGUAGUAGUCGUAGCAGGGUCAGGCCCCAGUCUGAUUGGUCGUUAUUGGAUUCAAAAGUUAGGCCUACAGUGGAGAUCAACCCCCCAAGUCCACCACAUCCUGGAGGGGAACCCAGUAGAGGUACAGGGGAGUCCAGAAACCAAAAUCCACCAUGUUAGAAAGGAAACUUUAGAGGAGGUUUUGGGAAAAUACGGGGAGGUGUUUAAUAAAGAACUAGGGAAUUUUAAAGGCCCCCCAGCAAAAAUAUACAUAGACAAGGAAGCAGUCCCCAGAUUUUUUAAAGCUAGGCCUGUUCCUUAUGCCAUGAGAGGAAGAGUGGAGGCUGAACUGGAUCGUCUCCUUGCCCAAGAGAUCAUUGAACCAGUAAAACAUGCAGAGUGGGCGGCGCCUGUUGUUCCUGUGUUAAAACCAGAUGAGACAGUAAGACUGUGCGGAGACUACAAACUGACAGUAAAUCAAAUAUCCAAGUUGGAGCAGUACACAAUUCUCAGAAUUGAGGACCUGUUCGCUACGCUGGCGGGUGGACAAAAGUUCACAAAGUUGGAUCUGAGUCACGCCUAUCACCAGAUUCCACUGGAUGAGGAAGCAAAGAGGUAUGUGACCAUAAACACGCACAAGGGAUUGUUCACAUACAAAGUACUACCUUUUGGGGUAUCAUCCAGCCCAGCGAUAUUCCAACGGAUAAUGGAGGGAUUGCUGCAGGGCAUUCCCCAGGGGGCAAUUUUCCUGGAUGACAUCCUGCUCACAGGGAAAGAUGACCAAGAUCACCUGCGGACGCUGGCCACGGUGCUGGAACGGCUGGAGGAGGCUGGUCUACGUCUCAAAAGAGAAAAAUGUUUGUUUAUGAAUGAGGAGGUGAUGUUCCUGGGUCAUAAAGUGGAUGCAACCGGAUUGCACCCAGUUCAUGAGAAGGUGCAAGCAAUCCAAGAGGCACCUACACCUUCGAAUGUGACAGAGUUGAAGGCAUAUUUAGGACUGUUAAACUACUACAACAAGUUCCUGCCCAAUCUGUCAACAAUUCUUGCUCCAGUGCAUAAACUGCUUCAAAAAGACAAGAGGUGGCAGUGGGGAGAAGCACAGCAAGUUGCUUUUGAAAAAUCAAAGGAAAUGAUGCAGUCUGCACAAGUACUAGUGCAUUACGACCCAGAGAAAGACAUUGUGCUGUCAUGUGAUGCCUCACCUUAUGGAGUAGGUGCGGUGCUGUCACAUCACAUGCCAGAUGGAACUGAGAGGCCCAUAGGAUUCACCUCAUGAACAUUGAAUGCAGCGGAAAAAAACUAUUCACAACUGGAUAAGGAGGGACUAGCUGUGAUGUUCGGAAUAAAACGGUUCCAUAAGUAUAUUUAUGGACGUAAAUUCACUAUAGUAACAGAUCACAAACCUUUGUUGUCUCUGUUCAGUGAGAUGCGAGCCGUACCACAGAUGGCCUCCCCUAGAAUCCAAAGGUGGGCAGUAACAUUGAGAGCCUAUGAAUACACAAUAGUGUAUAAGGAAGGAAAAAAACACUGUAAUGCUGAUGCCCUAAGCCGCCUUCCUUUGCCCGUGAAAGCAGAAGUAGAGAGACGGGAAGAGACAGUACUCAUGCUGGAGAGCGCUGACAUAACAUUGGUGACAUCUGAUCAAGUAAAAGAAUGGACGGACAGAGACCCGGUGCUCUCGAGGGUGCGGGAGAUGGUGCGAAAUGGAUGGACAUCAAAGCGGGAAGGGGAGGAGUUUGCCCCCUACGAAGUAAGGAAGCAUGAACUCAGUAUACAGAACGAGUGUGUGUUGUGGGGCUCGAGGGUGAUUGUGCCGAAACCAGGUCAAGAACAGGUUAUGAGGCAGCUUCAUCAGUGCCACCCAGGAGUGUCCAGAAUGAAGGCAUUGGCUAGGAUGUAUGUAUGGUGGCCCGGGUUGGACAAAAAUGUGGAGGACACUGUAAAGAGCUGUACCACAUGCCAAGAGCACCGCAACAUUCCUGCACCCGCUCCAUUGCAUCCAUGGGAUUGGCCUGAUAGGCCUUGGAGCCGCAUACAUGUGGAUUAUGCAGGACCGUUUAUGGAGAAAAUGUUUUUUGUGCUGGUUGACGCCUAUUCAAAGUGGAUGGAUGUGUAUCCAGUAAGCUCCGCUACUUCAGCCACUACAAUUGAGUGCCUGCGAACCAGCUUUAGUAACCAUGGUUUGCCUGAGUUGUUGGUAUCGGAUAAUGGCACUUGUUUCACAAGCAUGGAAUUCAAGGACUUCCUGAACAAAAAUGGCAUUCGCCAUGUAACCUCUGCUCCUUAUCAUGCAGUGAGUAAUGGGUUAGCAGAGAGAGGUGUACAAACAUUCAAGAGAAUGAUGAAGAAAUGUCCAGAGGGCACCCUGACAACCAAAGUAGCCAGAGUGUUAUUUAGCUACAGGGUUACUCCUCACACUACAACUGGUUUAUCUCCAGCAGAGUUACUUCUUGGGAGGAAACUACGUUGUACCUUAGAUUCCAUUCACCCAGAUCUGAGCAAAAGAGUGAGAGGAAACCAAGAAAGACAGAUGAAAGAUCACAAUAAAAAAGCGAAGGGACGUUGGUUCAAAACAGGAGACUCAGUGUUGACCCAGAACUUUAGUUUAGGCCCAAAGUGGAUCCCAGGAAUCAUUGAGUCGGUGACUGGACCGGUGUCCUACAAAGUGAUGCUUGGGGAUGGGAGGAUAGUGAGGAGACAUGUGGAUCAGAUUCACACUCACUACCCGAAACCAGAAAAAUGCAACAGCAACCAACCGGUUGACCCUGUUAAUUCUAGUGGGUCUGAAGAAAAAAAUGAAGAAUGGCUGGAAGCUGAGGAGGUCGUUCUCGGUGGAGAGAAGUUGGAGGAGCCAACGGCUGUGGAAGCUGCGAAAAAGCCAGAGACUGAACAAGGAACUGAAAAGAGUAGACCUCCUCUAGCUCCUCUGAGGAAAGCCCGAGGCAUUCCAGGGCCAUCCGACAGAUACGGUCCCCCCAGCAUCCCCUGGGCCAUCCCCUGUGCCUCCCCCUUUGCUGCCAGAGCUGAGCUGAAGAGAGGGGUCAAAGAGGCUAAAGCAGACCACAGACAACGGCUGGAGUCCCACCUGUCCAGUAAAAAUACCCGUAAGGUGUGGCAGGGCAUCCAGGAGAUCACCAACUUCAGGGGCAGCGUCGUUCAAACUGAACAACAGGGCGCACAGCUGUCAGAGGAGCUAAACAGCUUCUUUGCUCGGUUUGGAGAAUCCCAGCGGCCCUCCCCUGUCCCUAACCUGUCCCCUCCCCCACCCAGCGCUGACACCCCCCCACUCACUGUCCAGGAGCACAACGUCAGGAGGGUGCUCCUGGCAGUGAACCCCAGGAAGGCCGCAGGCCCCGACGGAGUCCCUGGCAAGGUGCUAAAAGCAUGCGCGGGCGAGCUCGCCCCCACCUUCACCAGGCUCUUCAACCUGUCCUUGGCCCAAGCCACCGUUCCGUCCCGCCUGAAAACCUCCACCAUCAUCCCGGUGCCGAAGAAGUCUGCCAUCACCAGCCUGAAUGAUUACCGCCCAGUGGCCCUCACUCCGGUAAUCAUGAAGUGCUUUGAGAAGCUGGUUCUUCAGCACAUCAAGGACUGUCUCCCCCCACACCUGGAUCCCCAACAGUUUGCAUACCGGGCCAACCAUUCCACAGAGGACGCCGUUGCCGUAGCUCUCCACUCUGCUGUGAACCACCUGGAGCAGCAGCAGAGCUACGUCCGGAUGCUCUUUGUGGAUUACAGCUCGGCCUUUAACACCAUCCUCCCGGACAGACUCAUCAUCAAACUGGGCUCCCUUGGACUCCCCCCUCUCACAUGUGCCUGGAUUAACAACUUCCUGACCGACCGACCCCAGGCUGUGAGAGUUGGCCCACACCUCUCCUCCACCCGCACGCUGAGCAUCGGCUCCCCACAGGGCUGUGUGCUGAGCCCCCUCCUCUUCUGCCUCUACACCCACGAUUGCAGACCGAUCCACAACCACAACCGGAUCAUCAAGUACGCCGACGAUACCGCUGUGGUCGGUCUCAUCUCCAGGGGCGACGAGGCUGCCUACAGAGAGGAGGUCCUGAAGCUGGCUGAUUGGUGCUCAGAGAACAAUCUGACUCUGAACACCAAGAAAACCAACGAGCUCAUCAUAGACUUCAGGAGGCACAGCCCUGAGCCAGCUCCCCUCUUCAUCAACGGCGAGCAGGUGGAGAGGGUUCACAGCGUCAAAUACCUCGGCGUCCACAUCUCUGACCGCAUCACCUGGUCAGAGAACAUCACCACCAUCAUCAAGAAGGCCCGACAAAGGUUACACUUCCUGAGAAUCCUCAGAAGGUAUAACCUCAACUCUGAUCUGCUGCUGGCCUUCUACCGCUCCUCCAUCGAGAGCUUGCUGACCUACUGCAUCAUAGUAUGGUUCGGCAGCUCCACCGCUGCCGACAGGGAGAGGCUGCAGAGGGUGAUAAAGGCAGCGCAGAGGAUUAUCGGCCGCCCUCUCCCCUCCCUGGCAGACAUUUACUCCACCCGGUGCCUCAGCAGAGCCAGGGCCAUCUCCAAGGACAGCUCCCACCCUGGCUCCACCCUGUUUGACCUGUUGCCCUCUGGAAGGCGCUACAGGCAAAUGAGGAUCAGGACAAACAGACUCAAGAACAGUUUCUUCCCCCGAGCCAUUGCCGCCCUCAACUCCGACCUGCACUGA
This is a messenger RNA of Cyprinodon tularosa, 5415 nucleotides long. RefSeq lists its product as uncharacterized. Gene Ontology annotation, biological process: DNA integration. The record is from RefSeq and is a predicted model, not a curated record. Gene Ontology annotation, molecular function: nucleic acid binding; methyltransferase activity; 2-oxoglutarate-dependent dioxygenase activity. Lineage: Eukaryota; Metazoa; Chordata; Actinopteri; Cyprinodontiformes; Cyprinodontidae.